AUGCCCGAUGUAACUCACUUUAAAUCUGAUCGCAUGGGCAAUUUGGAUUGGGCAUUUUCAUUUCAAAAUCUGACUUGUAUCAAGAUUGUCGAUACAAUUGGUCGUGUGAAUUGGAACAAGAUCCCUCUCAAUCACUUGGUCAAAUUUAUCUUGCCCGUUCAACACUCUUCUUUGCACAUCUAUGAUAAAUGUCUUACAGAGGCUUCUAAAAAAACAUUAAAAUGCAUCUCACUCGGUACCCCGUUGGAUUUUCACUCUGACGAAGAUAUAGACUAUGUUGACAUGUUCCCAAAUAUCAGUCAUCUCUUUCUCUAUGGGCACCGAGAUAAUACCGCCAAUUGGAGUAGAAAUCGCCUCUACUCUACCAAAUUCCCACUUGUAGAUCAAAUAACCUACUACCAUCGCGAUCGUGGUGUAACCCCGGUCCAAAUGUUGCUACCAUUGGAAAUUAUAUCAAAUAAUAUCGCAAUUAAAAAAUUUAAAUACAACCAUGCACACUCACAGGGAUACCUUGGAAUCCAUUCGUUUAGUUACCUACUAGCAAAGAAAUCUUUACUUCAAACACUACAAGAUUUGAAAAUUGUUUAUCAUGGUGACGUAACAGAAUCGGAAAUUAAAUCAUUUAAAGAUAUUGGUUUUGAUUAUAAUGGUGCAAUUUUAAAACCAUAUUCCGAAAAAAGAACUUUAUUAUUUAAAAAAUCAACUAGACCAAAUAUUAAUAAUAAUAAUAAGAAAUCAAUUCAACUACCAAAUGAAAUCAUUGAAAGAAUUAUAUCAAUGUGUUGGUAUUCACAUGACAGAGUAGAAUGUGUAUGCAAUGUUGAUUCACUUGUUGACAAGUAUCAAAAAUUAUACAACCAAUCUUUUAUUUUCGUGCCAAUAGUAUUAUCAAGAUUUAGAGAACAAGCUCGAAAAUGUCAAUAUCAUCGAUACCAUUACACUCCAUACUCUUUAACAAAAGAUACAAUGGAUAUUGAUUCAAAAUGGGAUCUAACUAGAAUCAACAAAUCACUACACCAAUAUCUUUACAACAAUUUAAUAACAUCAAUCAAACAUUUUGAAUUGUCCUCUUCAUCAGAUAUUAUGCGAUUAAUACCAAAUAUCAAUCAAAUAUGGAUAUCAGAUCAAUCAUUAAUCAAUUAUAACAAUCAAUCAACAUUAUGUAACCAAAUCAGUUACUUUAGAUGUGAUAAUAAUAUUUCAUUAUCAUUCUUGAUGAAACUAUCAAAUAUUAAAACUAUUAAUAUUUUAAAUGCAACUAUUGAUGAUUUGGAUUCAUCAACUGUUAUUCAAUUUUCAACAACACUCAAAAAGUUAUUAGUACCAAAAGAAUUACAACUAUCACAACUCUCACAACAACACCACCAACAACUUGAAACAGUAUCUAUACCGGUAGAUGAUAAUAUCAAUCAAACAUUAUCAUUAUUUUCAAAGUUGACAACUAUUUAUUUCACCAAAGACAAGAACUAUAAAUUAUCCAACAACAAGACAAGCAUUAAAUUCCCAAAGAGUGUUAUCAAAUUGAUAACAGAUUCACUUGGUAUUCAACUAUAUUCAAUACUUUUAAAUAGUAAUAUUCAUACAGUUCGAUUCCUCUCAGAGAUAAACAACUUGGUCUAUCCAUUUGGAAACUCCAAACAAAAAGAUCUUUCACAACUAGAUGAUAUCAAAUCACUCAACACAAUCAUUCUACCAGCACAUAAAGCACAAAGAUACCCUAAACACAGUACAAUUGGAAACCCAUUUAGAUUCAGUGCAUAUCAUAUCAAUCAUUAUUUUAUUUAUCAAAGAGAUAAAGAGAUCAAAUAA
This is a messenger RNA of Cavenderia fasciculata, 1809 nucleotides long. RefSeq lists its product as uncharacterized. The transcript has a single exon. Bases 1 to 1809 code for a protein of 602 amino acids. NCBI's taxonomy places the organism in Eukaryota, Evosea, Eumycetozoa, Acytosteliales, Cavenderiaceae. The record is from RefSeq and is a predicted model, not a curated record.